Colletotrichum chrysophilum is the source of this 1086-nucleotide messenger RNA. RefSeq lists its product as uncharacterized. The coding region runs from base 1 to 1086 and encodes 361 amino acids. The transcript is spliced from 3 exons. Gene Ontology annotation, biological process: fungal-type cell wall organization. The record is from RefSeq and is a predicted model, not a curated record. Lineage: Eukaryota; Fungi; Ascomycota; Sordariomycetes; Glomerellales; Glomerellaceae. Gene Ontology annotation, cellular component: cell cortex of cell tip; plasma membrane.
AUGCUCGGAAUCGGUGGUAGGAUAUCCGCCAUCGUGCCAAUUCUGGCUUCGGCUGUGGCCGUCGCUCUCUCAAUUGUUCUUUUGGCUGCUGGGAACAGCACAAGCAGCGGCAACUCCAAUUACUGGCUUUCGGUUAUGCAGGCGGCGAACACUUCGAAUGGAAAUGGAAAUGGCGGCGGCGGUGGUGGUGGUGGAGGUAUUAGCAUCCCGGGGCUUCCCACCCCUACCAUUCCUGGUAUCACCUCGCCGAGCGGCGGUGUUAACGAUCCCACGGGCAUUACUAGCGGCUUGAACGGCAUUCUAGGAGGACUUCUCGGAAACUUGACCAACCAACUAGGCAGCGGCAUCCAGGAUGUUGAGGGGCAGCUGAUGGGCAACCUGACGCAGGCGUUGGGUGUCAAGGACACCUACAACCUUUUCCUGACGAAGAUGUGCGAGGGCGACUACGCCAACGAGAAUGAUCCCAACACCAAGACCAACAUCAAGUCCUGCUUCAGUUAUGAUGACAAGGGACAAGGUCUCCGCAACAUUACAGAUUCGAUUCCGUCUUCAUUCGUCAUUGCUACAGCCAAUGUUUCAGUUCCUCUAAUUUCGGCGAUGAGAGGCACGAUCGAUCAGGUGGUAUCACUUGCUAGCACGGGAGCAAAAUUGUUGACGGCUCUGCUGGCUAUUGGUACCAUCUGCACAGGAAUCGUGUUACUUGCCACGCUGCCAAUUAUCAUCGUUGGCUUCAUGCGUGUGCUUGUUCUGACCUCCCUAGUCUUCUCCUUGCUGGGCGCUACAGUUCUACCACUCUUCGCCAUCAUCACGACCGGCAUUGUCGUGGGUGGCAAGAAGAUGCUCGAAAAGGAGGGCAGCGCUUUUGGCAUCCAGAUCAGGCAAGGAGGACCUUUCAUUGCCAUGGCCUGGGUUGCAGCUGUUGCAUCGAUGGCAGCGUCAACUUACUGGUUCAUGAUCUGGUUCGUCAGCUUCAGGCGAACGGCGUUCAGCCGCCGCAAGCGUACCGAGACUGAGAUCGGAAACUGGAGGGGUAUUUUCCGCGAGGUCAAGGGUGACUUGAAGACCUGGGAGGGUGGUGAGAAAUAA